Molecule: messenger RNA, 1862 nt
Organism: Drosophila elegans
Lineage: Eukaryota; Metazoa; Arthropoda; Insecta; Diptera; Drosophilidae
Product: endoplasmic reticulum-Golgi intermediate compartment protein 2
Exons: 3
Coding region: 354-1712 (452 amino acids)
Biological process (GO): endoplasmic reticulum to Golgi vesicle-mediated transport; retrograde vesicle-mediated transport, Golgi to endoplasmic reticulum
Cellular component (GO): COPII-coated ER to Golgi transport vesicle; membrane; endoplasmic reticulum
Source: RefSeq, a predicted model, not a curated record
UGGCAACAUUUCUCCCAAACAGCUGUUUUAUGCACCGGCUGUAAAUAAAUCGUGAAAUCUCCGAACAGAUUUGUUUAUUUUCCACCGCCUCUUUUAAACUUGGCUUAAUGGCAGUCACUAACUAGGAGCGAUCUUACCACACAACCAGGAGCAUUACGCCCACACCAACGCACAAUCCGUAGAAGGAGGCAGCGGUAACAAAUCGGGAGGGGGGCGGUGCCUGCUGAGCUUCGGAGUACGUGGCAAUGAAACUGAAACCGAAACUGAAACUGAAACUGUGUUUGAAAGCAAAUUGAGCGUGCAAUUGUACACUUAAGACCAAUCCCGUUUGCAUUCCCAACCCGCGCAUCAAGAUGACGGCCACGUUGCGUUAUCGCGGCGACAAGAGCAAUCUGCUGGAGUUCGCCAAGAACCUAGAUGCCUUCAAAAAGGUGCCGGAGAAGUACACGGAGACCACGGAAAUCGGGGGGACACUCUCGCUGCUGAGCCGCCUGCUGAUUGUCUACCUGGUCUACACGGAGCUGCGUUACUAUUGGCAUGAAACGGACAUCGUGUACCACUUCGAGCCGGACAUUGCCCUGGAUGAGCAGGUGCAGAUGCAUGUGGACAUCACGGUGGCCAUGCCCUGCGCCUCGCUGUCGGGCGUCGAUCUCAUGGACGAAACGCAGCAGGAUGUAUUCGCCUACGGAACGCUGCAGCGCGAAGGCGUCUGGUGGGAGAUGUCCGAGCAUGACCGACUGCAGUUCCAUGCCAUUCAGAUGCAGAACCACUAUCUGCGCCAGGAGUUUCACUCGGUGGCCGAUCUUCUGUUCAAGGACAUCAUGCGGGAUCCGUAUCCGGCGCGGGAGAGUCCAUCACAGCUGCCCGCUGCCGCGCCGCCAGGAGCCCUGCCCGUGAUAAUGGAUCUCCAGCUGCCCAAUGGCCAGCAGCACAAUGCCGUGCCGGAGAACAAGUACGAUGCGUGUCGGCUGCACGGCACUCUGGGCAUCAACAAGGUGGCCGGAGUGCUCCAUCUCGUGGGCGGGGCACAGCCCGUGGUGGGCCUCUUCGAGGACCACUGGAUGAUCGAGCUGCGACGCAUGCCGGCGAACUUUACGCACCGCAUUAACCGGCUCAGCUUUGGCCAGUAUUCGCGGCGGAUUGUCCAGCCGCUGGAAGGCGAUGAGACCGUGAUCCACGAGGAGGCCACCACUGUGCAAUACUUCCUGAAGAUCGUGCCCACGGAAAUCGAACAGACAUUCAGCACCAUCAACACUUUUCAGUAUGCCGUCACCGAAAAUGUGCGGAAACUAGAUUCCGAGCGCAAUUCGUAUGGCUCCCCGGGCAUUUACUUCAAGUACGACUGGUCGGCUCUCAAGAUUGUGGUGGGCAACGACCGUGACAACUUGGCCACCUUCGUCAUCCGCCUGUGCUCGAUUAUAUCCGGAAUCAUUGUCAUCUCGGGCGUCAUCAAUUCGCUGCUCCUGGGCCUUCAACGUCGCGUGCUGCGCACAUUUGCUCCCGAAUUGUACCAGCGGCUGAACAAUGCCAGAGCAGCUCCGUUGGCUGCUCCGUCGUCUGUUGCUGCUGCUGCUCCAUCGUCGAUGUCCGCCGUCCAGGCUGCGGCAGCGCCGCCCGUCAACGAACUGCUGCACACGGCCAAUCUGAUGGCCAACGUGGACAUCUCGGCCUAUCUGCCCACGGCGCCACCGAAGCUCAAAGCUGGCCUCUAGCCGAACGGCCAGCGAAUCUCAGUCUGCAAUCUGCUAACCGAAUCUUCCCCCGUCUCUUUAAACUAAUUUUUUUAUUCUUUCAUUAAGAUAUGGAAAAAAACAAAAAAAAAACGCACAUACAAAUAUGGCAAAAAAUGUUGUACAUAAAUA